Molecule: messenger RNA, 1359 nt
Organism: Penicillium pulvis
Lineage: Eukaryota; Fungi; Ascomycota; Eurotiomycetes; Eurotiales; Aspergillaceae
Gene: tpcI
Product: questin oxygenase tpcI
Exons: 1
Coding region: 1-1359 (452 amino acids)
Molecular function (GO): oxidoreductase activity
Source: RefSeq, a predicted model, not a curated record
AUGGCAACUUCCUCACGAAUCUUUAUCUCAGCCAAUCACCCGGGCACGAUCGCACAAGUGAAUAAAAAUCCCCCGGGUUCAGCUGAAACAGCCAACCAGCUGCUCCAAAGAAAUCACGACGAAAACCACAUCUUCUGGCGUGCGGUAGCAGGGCACAACCAUGUCGCACAUUCUGUACUGACGACUCUCGCCCUAGGCGGUGGGCCAACGGAACUUCAGCGCGCCUUCGAUGACGGAGUCGAGAUCCAGCAACCACUCCCUGCCGCCAAUCCCGAAAUCAUUGAACAACUCAGCAAUGCAGAGGUAUUUCGUGCCCAUAUAGGGCAGCUAGAUCACUAUGUGGAUUUCCUCGCCUUCUUCAGCAAGCAGAUCGAAGCGCACGGGUACCGAUUCAUUAUUCAGGAAUACUGUUUUAGUGACCAUGAAAUCGGAGAGACGAUGUUCGCACAGCUUUUCGAAGGCCUAUAUCACCCUCUGAUUCAUCUUGCGCUGGGCAUCGAGUUUGAGCAACCGGGUAUUGUGGCUGAGGCGCUUGCCCAGGCAGCAUCGCAUGAUUCAAUGGGGUUUGAAACAUACUUCAAGCGGGUUGAGGAGCAUGUGCGAAGGACCAUUGGGACAGGUAUAGGUCCACGACCACUGAUAGAGCUAUUCCAGGAUAUAUGGACAACAAAGGCACUUCGCGAUGCAUCACUGGGAUUCGAUGACGGACCUGCGAGAGUGCGUGAGGGUGUCUUAGGACGAACGGGCGAGGAGCUGGCCGCAUUGGCAGCGCAAUUCAGGGUUGACCAGCUUGAUUCUGAAACUGUUCAGCGGCGGCUUGCGGAGUCUUUCAAUGUUGCGGCGUAUGUAGCGGGUGCUGCACAGCAACCGGGAAAACCUCCCAAGGUCGACUUUUUCCAUUUGCACAUGAUCACUGCGGCGUUGGCCGUGUCUGUUAUGGUGCGGGAGCAAUCCUGGAUUCCUCUUGCUGUGAAGGCUCGUUUAGUGGAAUGGAAGGUUCGCACGGAUUUGGUCUGGUACGCCGCUAGUGGUGCAGUUGAACUGCGUCUUCAAGAUGCGAUGGAAUAUCAACCCGGUCCUAGUGCUGGGAUGAACUGGGCGGCACUUUAUACCGCUGUGACAGCUGUACAUGAUGACGGACAUUUGGCUAAGUUUGUGCGGGGAUUGAAGCAUGGCGAGGAUAUUUCGAGGCCUUAUAACGGUGACGAAGAGGGUAGCUUUCCCAUUCAAGGAGAGACCUGGUUGAAAAUUGCUCAGUUAGCGUAUGACAGUACUAUCGACCGUCCGAUUGAGAGGAAGUGGAUAUGGGGUGUUGGGUUCCAAGAGAACUGGGGCCUUGUGCUGGCGACGGAGUCGUAG